Messenger RNA from Antechinus flavipes (yellow-footed antechinus), 874 nucleotides. RefSeq names its product HIG1 hypoxia inducible domain family member 1B (gene HIGD1B). Gene Ontology annotation, biological process: mitochondrial respirasome assembly. The transcript is spliced from 4 exons. Lineage: Eukaryota; Metazoa; Chordata; Mammalia; Dasyuromorphia; Dasyuridae. The coding region runs from base 491 to 790 and encodes 99 amino acids. The record is from RefSeq and is a predicted model, not a curated record. Gene Ontology annotation, cellular component: mitochondrion.
GGCCUUCUGUAACUGGUGUCUGCUUCCCUCCCCCUGACAUUACAUUUCCCAUUUUAGCCACAAUACAAGGACGUCUGGCUGUGCUCUAGUUCUUAUGUCCACUGGUGCCCCAAGAUGAGCCAGGACAACCCAGGCUCCUGAUCACUGCUGCCUCCAUCUGUUCCCAACACCUCUCAGGUCCUUGAGUUCAGAGCAAAUGGGAGGUGGGGAUUAAGGCUGAUGUCCCCUUCUUAUCCCUCCCGCCCCUUGCUCACUUCAGAAUCUCCAUAAAGCCCAAGCACUGUUGCUCUGAGCCCAAAGUGGUAGCUCCUCUCCAGCUGAGCUUUAGGACAGUGAUCACAGGUUGGGGCCCAGCUCUCCAGUGUUCCCUCUCACCAUCAACACUAAGCCCAACAGUCGGGGGUAGGAAGAAACCCAAACCUCCAAGAUUUUGAUUGUGGAAGACAUCUUUUCAGAGCUGGACCGGGGCCCAGCAUCUGAGUCCAGGACCAUGUCUGCGAACAAGGACUGGUGGGUACCCCCGGAAGGCGAGGGCGGCGUCUCUGACAAGUUACUGAGGAAGUCCAGGGAGUCACCACUGGUGCCUGUGGGCCUGGGGGGCUGUCUGCUGGUGACAGCUUAUGGCAUUUACCGGCUAAAGGCCCGCGGCCCUCUCAAGAUGUCUCUGCACUUGAUCCACACUCGAGUGGCGGCUCAGGCCUGUGCUGUGGGAGCCAUCAUGCUGGGUACAGUGUACACCAUGUACUGUGACUACAUCAAGAGAACAGCACAUGAUGCCGAGGAGAAGUAGGAGUUGUACGGAGGCUGGGACAGUCAGACUCCCUUAAAUGAGUCCCUUGUAUGCUUCCUUAUAAUAAAGUGAUUCUGAGGAUAA